CACUUCUGAGUAUGACGUUUACGGAAGACAACGUGCUGCUCUCGCGAUAUUUAGGCACAACCGUGGAGUUUUGGAAAUCAAGGGUUGUGGCUGAGGGGGUGAAUAACAGGAAUUCCUUAAUAUGAGUGAUGAUAAACCCUUCCAAUGCACUGCUCCUGGGUGUGGACAGAGAUUCACAAAUGAAGACCACUUGGCUGUCCACAGACACAAACAUGAGAUGACACUAAAGUUUGGCCCAGCAAGGAAUGACAAUACUAUUAUUGCUGACCAAACCCCGACACCUACUCGCUUUUUGAAGAACUGUGAGGAAGUCGGGCUCUUCAAUGAGCUUGCAAGUCCUUUUGACCAUGACUUCAAAAAGGCAGCUGAAGAUGACAUUAAAAAGUUACCCCAGGAUUUGUCACCUCUUGCUACACCUAUCAUACGCAACAAAAUUGAGGAGCCCGCGCCUAUAGAUGUACAUCGGGACAGUCCGCUGCCUCACCCCGAGUCAACUACAAAUGAUGACAAGGACUUAUCUUUGCAGCCAGCUUCACUGCCAACAUCCACUAUAGUCCAUCCUGCUUCCCUUCAAGUUCCCAAUGUACUUCUAGCAACCACAGAGGCUAAUGUUGUAAUACAGCAAGCUCUCCCAUCGCCAACAUCUAGCUCUGUUAUAACCCAAGUCCCAUCCACUAAUAGGCCUAUAGUCCCAGUGUCUGGCACCUUCCCUGUGCUCUUACAGUUGCCUAAUGGUCAGACCAUGCCAGUUGCUAUACCUGCAUCUAUUACAAGCUCAAGUGUACAUAUUCCAACUACAAUCCCUCUUGUCAGACCUGUCACCGUAGUGCCUACCGUCCCCGGAAUCCCUGGACCGCCCUCACCCCAGCCUCAGCCCGUCCAAUCAGAAGCAAAGCUGAAACUGAAAGCCACGUUAAGCCAGCAGCUUCCUCAGGUAACCAAUGGAGAUGGUGGUGAAGUCCAAAGUAGCUCUGUAACCCAUACUGCUACUCCUGCUUCUCCUGCCCCAACCCCGGCUCCAGCCCCAGCUGCGAUUCUUACUCCGGCUCCUCACCUGCCCACAACUGAGGAACUCUCCACACAUUCCCUCCAGCAGCCAGCCACCUCCACCACAGAGACUCCUGCUUCCCCCGCACCACCUGCGCAAAACCCUCCAAGCACAGGGGGCCGGCGGCGCAGAACCACAAGUGAAGACCCUGAUGAAAAGCGGCGCAAGUUCCUGGAGCGUAACAGGGCUGCAGCUUCUCGCUGUAGGCAGAAAAGGAAAGUGUGGGUCCAGUCUCUGGAGAAGAAGGCUGAUGACCUCGGCUCCAUGAAUGGACAACUACAGAAUGAAGUCACCCUGCUGAGAAACGAAGUGGCUCAGCUGAAGCAGCUUCUUCUGGCUCAUAAAGAUUGCCCUGUAACCGCCAUGCAGAAGAAAUCUGGCUAUCACAUCUACGACAAAGAAGAAAGCUGCGAAGAGAUGUCCGUCCCCAGCAGCCCCCAGAAUGAGGCCAUCCAGCACAGCUCUGUCAGCACCUCCAACGGGGUCAGCACCUCCUCCGCAACCCCGGUCAUCUCCGCCCCAUCCGGCGCCGCCACUGUCCCGGUGGCAUCAAACCAGAGCACAGAGGAGAACCAGCCACGGAGGGGCGCCACCCAGUCCAAAGCUUCAGGGAGCUGAUCAUCCCAAACUGUGUCCGAGCAUCCACAUUGGAGCUCUGCUGCCUCUUCAAUCUCUCUGAUUAACAGAGGAAAGGGAUUCUUUCUCAGCUUCAGUUCGGACCAUACAGUUUUUUUAAUUGAUUCUUUAUUGCUUUGUUUUAUGUUUGGUCCAUUUUGUACCUGAUAGGCAAUGCUUUUAAAGAUGCAAUGUUUUCUCUGGAAUUGAUGAAGACAAAAGAACGGGCACUUUAAGUGUAAGAUGUAAAACACGUGGUUUUUAAAUGUUUUUUGUAUUUGUGUGAUUUAUUUAUUAAUCUUAUGUAUAUAUUUUUUUUUAUUUGAGAGCAAUCAGCUGAAGCAGUUGAAUUGUUAGUGACCUUACCAAAGUGUGAUGUGUCUCAUUUGUAGUUUAUUUGCUUAUUUAUUUUCAUGACUUUUUACAAGCACUAUCUUUAUGAUGAAGUUACUUAAAGAAUACUUGUUUUUUCUUCUUUUUGUAAUUUGCUUUUUCUAUUUUGCACAUGUUUGAGUGACUGGUUUAAUUUUUAAAGACUUAAUCAAGCACCGGCAGCUUUUUUUAGACGUAGGGUUUGGGUACUGUCAUGUGACACAGACGGUUGAAUCCGAUCUUUGAAUUUGAACAUUUUUCUGAGCGAUAUUAACAGUAGUCACACUGCAGUCUGAAUGUUUGGGCUCACCUCUGCAUGUUCAGUAGUCUCAUGGAAGUGAGCUGAUUAGAUAUGCGUGCUUUUUCAUUAGCAUUCCAUCUGUAGUCUGAUUGUUCCUGAAGCAGUGAUUGUAGGAUUGCAGUACUUUUCCCAUUACUCAAUCAUGGUGAUGUUGACUUCAUUCAGUGCCAUUAAUGUUUUUGUAUAAAUUACUUCUGUACAUUUUUAAAGCAGAGUAGCUUGAGUUGAUUGCUGUUCUCUCAGAUUAAAAUGGUCCCAUGAACAUAAUUGCUCUGUAGAGGAGAUUUUCUUGCUUUGUAUACUGUCUUUGCUUUAUAAGUGACUAUGGCUUUAGCAUCUUAUGCAGAACAAUUAAGGACAUUAAUCUGUUUUCAUGAUUACAAUUCUACACAACAUUUUUAGAAACCAUUGUAAAUGCCAUUGAUGCUACAUUGUAUAUGAUCUUUCUUGAUAUUACGUGUUUUGUUUUUAUAGGAUUGUCUGGAUUCCAUAGCUGAGCCCUUCUGAUCACAUUAACUCUGUUAGCAGUCAUAGACUGACUCUCAUAAGGGUGCAUCUCUUUCUGACUCAGUAGUUUGUAAAAUGAAAGAAUUCAGAUGUGAACUGGAAUCACAUCAUAAACAUUAGUUACACUACAGCUCUAAGAAUUGUGAGAAUUUCAUCCUUGAUAUAAUUGUAAGAAAAUAAAUCACAUCUUGAAGUCAGUUUGCCUUUUCUCCUCAUCUGUACUGGCUUACUACUGUGUAGUUUUACAAAAAUGGCUAACACAUUGUUUUCUUAAAAUGUGAUUUUUAAAGUUUUAUUGUUAUGUGCUAUCUGCAUGAGAUAACAAUUCUCUGCGAGAAUUUAACUGUUUAUUUAAAAAUGUCUCAACUAAGAAAAUGAAGUUAAAACAACAUGAGUUGUGAAAGCUGUGGUGAUUUGUUUUACCCUGGCUUUACGGCUAAAAAUGGGGCGUGAUAACUGUGUUAAAAGUGUACCUGUAACGUGAAAGUUCUGUUAUAAAUUUUACAUUGAGAAGUUGUAAUAAACCUUUUAAUAACUCUUUAAAA
Melanotaenia boesemani (Boeseman's rainbowfish) is the source of this 3388-nucleotide messenger RNA. RefSeq names its product activating transcription factor 2 (gene atf2). Bases 122 to 1666 code for a protein of 514 amino acids. The transcript has 12 exons. NCBI's taxonomy places the organism in Eukaryota, Metazoa, Chordata, Actinopteri, Atheriniformes, Melanotaeniidae. Gene Ontology annotation, molecular function: cAMP response element binding; DNA-binding transcription factor activity, RNA polymerase II-specific. Gene Ontology annotation, biological process: regulation of transcription by RNA polymerase II. The record is from RefSeq and is a predicted model, not a curated record.